CCAUCGUUUGCUUUACUUUUAUUUUCAUGCAACAAGAACGAUGAAGCUGAUCAUUUUUUCUUUGUCUAUACUGACGAUAUUGCUGGUCAGUGUAAGCUCAGAUCUAGCUUCCGACAGGGCAGCCUUGGUGGCGCUCCGAUCAGCCGUCGGUGGACGCUCACUUUUAUGGAAUCUUUCAAGCAGCCCGUGCAGUUGGACUGGUGUAAAUUGUUCUCAAAACAGAGUAGUGGAGUUAAGACUCCCUGGAAUGGGAUUGUCAGGUCAGCUUCCCAUCGCCAUUGGUAACUUAACUCAGCUCCAAACUCUUUCUCUUCGUUUCAACGCUCUCUCUGGCCCAAUUCCAUCUGAUUUUGCCAACCUUUCAUCUCUUCGAAACCUCUACUUACAAGGGAAUGCAUUUUCCUGCGAGAUUCCAGAGUUCUUGUUCACUUUGCAAAACCUGAUCAGGCUAAAUCUCGCAAACAAUAAUUUCACUGGUUCCAUCUCGGGAAGUGUUAACAAUUUAACUCGGUUGGGUACAUUGUAUUUGGAGAACAAUAAAUUAUCUGGGUCGAUACCAGAUAUUGGUUUGGCUUCACUUGUGCAAUUCAAUGUUUCUUUUAACCAGUUAAAUGGGUCGAUCCCAAAAGCGUUAUCGGGGAAACCACGAAGUGCUUUUCAAGGGAAUUCUUUAUGUGGAAAGCCUUUGGUUUCUUGUGAUGGAAGCAAGGAUAGUGACAGUAAAUUGUCAGGUGGAGCAAUUGCAGGUAUUGUCAUUGGGUGUGUGCUAGUUGCUUCAUUGAUUUUGAUUCUUUUGAUAUGUUUAUGUGCAAGGAGAAGUGGUAAGAAAACAGAGGCAAGAGAUAUUGCCCCUGCAAAACAGGCUGAGAUUGAAAUUUCAGGAGAUAAUACAAGUAAUGGCUUAUCUGGGGGACCCAAAAACGAUGCCAAGAGUAAUGAAAAUAAGAAUAUGGUGAUUUUCAGGAAGGCGUCGAGGGUUUUCGAUCUCGACCAUCUACUGAAGGCAUCUGCUGAGGUCUUGGGGAAGGGAACAUUUGGGACGGCGUAUAAGGCCUCCUUAGAUAAGAGGGUGGCAGUUGUGGUGAAGAGGUUGAAGGAUGUGACGGUGUCGGAGAAGGAAUUCAGGGCGAAAAUGGAGGUUGUGGGAGCCAUGGAUCACCAGAACUUGGUACCAGUAAGGGCAUACUACUUUAGUAGGGAUGAGAAGCUUCUUGUCUAUGAUUACAUGCCAAUGGGAAGCUUGUCUGCACUUUUGCAUGGUAACAGAGGAGCUGGUAGGACUCCAUUGAAUUGGGACACAAGGUCCAACAUCGCCCUCGGAGCUGCCCGAGGCAUUGCAUACCUCCAUUCCAAGGCCCCCGGAUUCUCCCAUGGAAACAUCAAAUCCUCCAACAUCCUUCUCACUACAUCCUAUGAAGCUCAUGUGUCAGAUUUCGGUCUUGCUCAGCUUGCUAGACCUGGUCCAACAUCGACUCCCAACAGGGUUGAUGGCUACCGUGCACCAGAAGUAACAGAUGCUCGUAAAAUUUCCCAAAAAGCCGAUGUCUACAGCUUUGGUGUACUGCUUUUAGAAUUGCUUACAGGGAAGGCACCCACACAUGCCUUAACGAACGACGAAGGAGUAGACCUUCCGAGAUGGGUCCAAUCAGUAGUUCGAGAGGAGUGGACUGCCGAGGUGUUCGAUCUCGAACUCCUGAGAUACCAGAAUGUUGAGGAGUAUAUGGUCCAGCUCUUACAGAUUGCCAUUAACUGCACUGCUCAAUAUCCCGAUAAACGUCCGGCAAUGGAAGAGGUGACGAGCCAAAUCGAGGAGCUUUGCCGCUCAAGCAAUCAGAAGAACAUAGACAAAUGAAAUCAAUGAUGCCGAUGAUGGGUCUUCCCAGCAGGUUUACUCGGUCGUUUCAUUAGCUGGU
Messenger RNA from Hibiscus syriacus, 1913 nucleotides. RefSeq names its product probable inactive receptor kinase At5g16590. Gene Ontology annotation, biological process: protein phosphorylation. The transcript is spliced from 2 exons. The coding region runs from base 41 to 1852 and encodes 603 amino acids. NCBI's taxonomy places the organism in Eukaryota, Viridiplantae, Streptophyta, Magnoliopsida, Malvales, Malvaceae. The record is from RefSeq and is a predicted model, not a curated record. Gene Ontology annotation, molecular function: protein kinase activity; protein binding; ATP binding.